Acipenser ruthenus (sterlet) is the source of this 6777-nucleotide messenger RNA. Its product is annotated as protein mono-ADP-ribosyltransferase PARP12-like. NCBI's taxonomy places the organism in Eukaryota, Metazoa, Chordata, Actinopteri, Acipenseriformes, Acipenseridae. The record is from RefSeq and is a predicted model, not a curated record. The transcript is spliced from 14 exons. Gene Ontology annotation, molecular function: NAD+ poly-ADP-ribosyltransferase activity; metal ion binding. The coding region runs from base 166 to 2247 and encodes 693 amino acids.
AGAGAGCAGCACAUGAUUUUGAUUAUACUGGAAAGCAUUUCACCAGAGGCAAUGACGUUCCUGUUGUUUCACUUUCAUUUCUGUUGAAAACAGAACAAGUAAAGAUAUCUCGGGUGCACCUUCGUGACAGUUAGGCGAACAGCACAGGAGUCCAUCUCUGCCGCAAUGUAUAAGGCCAGUAUUCCCAGCUACACGACCAGAAUGCUCUGUUCCAACAAGGGAGCCUUGGUCUAUGGACACCUUUACAAGAGUGUCCGCGAAAAGUACAACAUUUCUAACCAGCUCUUCUGCGAGCUCUUGAAGAACGGCAGCAGGUUUGUUAUAGUUCAGGGUAGCGAGGAUAAGAUCUCUGGGCGUGGGGUCAGCCCCGACAGCAAAGUAAUUGCUAAAACCUCCGUGCGGCUGUGCAAGGAUUACCCCAAAGACUGUGGUGACUGCGAGGGGCUUCAUCUCUGCAAAUAUUUUGUUUAUGGGAACUGCAGAUUUAACGCAGGAAGCAAGUGCCGUUUUUCACAUGACCUUCGUUCAAUCCACAACAUUCCGGUGCUGAGAGCCAAUCAGCUUCAGGACCUGGAGGAUGAUGAGCUCUGCCAGCUUCUGCUUCAGAACGACCCCUCCCUCCUACCUGAGGUGUGUAUUCAUUACAAUAAGGGGUUUGGGAAGUUUGGAGCCUGUACCCAUGAAACAAAAUGCACCAAACUCCACAUCUGCCAGCACUUCAUGCAGGGUGACUGCAGGUUCGGGUCCCAGUGCAAGCGAUCCCACAAGUUUGAUGGAAUCUCCUGGCAAAUACUGAAGAGCCGCGGGCUGGCGCCAGACCUGAUUCGCAAUCUCCCAGACAUCUAUCAGAAUAUUUACAGCAUUAGGAACAGCAGCACUGGAGAGAGCCAGGAAGCACACGUCCGUACCAGGGAGCCGUCCGUCUGCUCAAACAGCGAUGCUGAACAUGAAGAAAUCUGCCUGUUUUACAUCAGGAAGCAUUGUGGUUUCAAAGACAAGUGUCUCAAAGUUCAUUACCAUCUGCCCUACAAGUGGGAGGUGCUGAAUGGAUCAGCCUGGACAGACCUCCCAGACAUGGAGGAGAUUGAAAAGGCUUUCUGUAACCCAGCAAACACAACCAGCGGUGGAUCUCCGGUGGUAGAUUUCCUGACCAUGCGGCGCGGAUCAGCGAGUGUGCGCCGGCUCUCCACUGCCUCCUCCGUCACCAAACCUCCUCACUUCAUCCUGACCACAGACUGGGCCUGGUACUGGCAGGAUGAGCACCGCAAGUGGGUGGAAUACGGCAAACAAGUUGAAACCUCCCCCUCUUCUUCUGAAGAUGUACUGCCCACAUGCACAAACUUUACCGCUACAGGCUUCUCCCUGCUGUCACAGCUAAGUCUCCACACUCAGGCUAGCAAGCACCGCGCAUCCUCGGUCACGUCAGAGGCCCUGGAGAAGGCGUUCCUCGCGGAUCCGGACAGCAGUGUCCCCUUCAGCGUGGGUCAACAGCAGUACAGCCUCAGCUUCAAAGACAUGCGGCAGCAGAACAGUGUGUAUCAAACCCAGAGAGCAGUUCGGAGGAGACCCAGGUUCAUUUCUGCCCGAGACGUGGAGAGCAAGAUAAAGAGUAAGAGUGACUCAGUGAGGAACUCCACCUCCCAAUCUGUGCCGAGUCACUGGUUACAGUCUGCUGUCCCUGACUUUGGAUACAAGCUAGUUCUGCUGUCCUCCUCCUCAGAGGAAUUCAAACAAGUUCAAGAUCUCUUCCAGAGGACACUGCCCAAAUCCACCAUUCAGAAGAUUGAACGCAUCCAAAACCUAGGGCUGUGGGAGGUGUUCCAGUGGCAGAAGGAACAGAUGAAGAAGAAGACUGGAGGGAAGGUUGUGGACGAGCGCACAUUAUUUCAUGGCACUGAAAAAGCCCUCCUAGAGGCCAUCUGUCAGCAGAACUUCGACUGGAGGAUGUGUGGCGUUCACGGCACAGCUUAUGGGAAAGGCAGCUACUUCGCAAGAGAUGCCUCGUAUUCCCACAACUAUGCCAAAACCAAAGACGGGCAGCACAUUAUGUUCGCUGCGAAGGUGCUGGUCGGAGAGUUCACCAGGGGAAAUAGCAGCUUCAAGCGUCCCCCUUCCAAGGACGCUCGGAGCACAGGUCUGUACGACAGCUGCGUGGACAACACAGACAACCCCUCCAUCUUCGUGAUCUUCGAGAAGCACCAGAUUUACCCUGAAUACGUGAUCGAGUACAGCAAUAGACGAAACUAACUGAAUGAAUGCUAACACACGGGACUCUUAUAUUGAAGCAGGUGCAAAAGCAAAGAUGCAUUUUCAGGCAGGAAUACAUUCCAGGUAUAACACCUGCAAGAAACUACUCAGUUAAACUGCUUCUUAUAGCAAGUUGUUUUCUACUGUAUUAGAAAACGAUUCAGUAGCAUCAGCCAAUUAGCUUCUGGCUCUAGCGAGGUUCUAACAGGCAGGAGAUGCACGCUGUGACGUCAGCGCAUCAGCUGGGAUUUUGUUUCAUUUCCACAUUCCUGCUUCGUAAGCCUGACAGUGUCUGCUGGAAACUCAAAUAUUUCUUGUUAAACACACAUCAGCAUAAGUUAGCACCUGAUUGGCUGCUGCUGGCCUAAAAGCUGCACUACUAUAUGCUACUGUAAUUGUCAUUUAGCAAAAUUACGAAUUACAAUUCUAAUUGACCCCAGGUCUGGUUCAUUGCAUUGACAUUGUCUACAUAACUUAAAGCAGCCAUAACAUUUAAAAAAAGGUUUUGCACUUGCUUCAAAAUUGGGUCUACAGUCCUACACUGAAAGAAAUCUAAUAGCAGGGGAAGCUUGUAUGUUUUAAACUGUGCGUCUCAUAAACUGCUCCAGAAAUAGACACUUUUACUGUACCCGAAUAGAUGAUUAUAAUAUUAGGCAUUCCUAAAACCUUCCAUAUAGUUUUUGCAGAGAACAAAAUAAUUCCAUAAAUCUCAGCUAAUAUGCACUUCUAUUAGCAACAUACAUCUCAAAUGUGCAGUUUUGAAAGAGACACAUGUUAGAGCACACAAGUGCUCUCAUUUUAAAACUUGAUGUCUGGUACUACUUUAGGUUAAAGGAAGCUCUCAGUUUCUAUGCCUCAUUCUUCGGUAUCUGUUUUGCAAGACCUAUGGACAAUGGAACAGAGCAGGAUCAGUUUUCUCAUCAGGUCAACAUAUGAUGUUCUCCCAUCACCACAGAACCUAAACCUCUGGGCAGGAGAGGAUCCCUCAUGUCCUUUGUGUUCAUCACCUGCAACAUUAAGGCACAUUUUGACAGGAUGUAAGGUGGCUCUUAGCCAAGGACGGUUUACUUGGCGCCAUGACCAGGUGCUGCGAUGUUUGGCCUUAGCAUUGGAAGACAAGCGUAACAUGACCAAUAAGUUGCCACCAGUUCCAUCAAAACAUUACACACAAAAGACAACAUUCUUCCGCCCAGGAGAGCAACCGCCAAGAAAAGGUGUUAAAACCAAUCCUCGCCCAGGACAACUGGAAGCUAUAGAGACUGGAAAAUACUGGCAGAUGUUGGUCAACGGCUUAUUUUUCCACCUGAGAUUGCCACCACUAACCUUCGACCAGAUAUUGUCUUGUGGUCUGGAUAAGCACGCCUUGUUCACCUGGUAGAGUUAAGUGCCGUGGGGGGGGGUGUGUGCUGUAGAUGAGGCUUAUGAGAGGAAGAAACUGCGGUAUGCUCAACUAGCCGCUGAAGCGGAACAGCGAGGAUGGAGAGUCCGGGUUUAGCCAGUGGAGGUGGGUUGUCGAGGAUUUGUGUCACAUUCUACAACCCGGUUUCUCAAAGACGUCGGAUUCAGUGGCCAAGACUUGCAUCGCACAGUGAAGAACUUAUCUGAAGCAGAGAGGAGCAGCAACUGGCUGUGGUUGAGAUGGAAAGAUUCUGGUUGGGGAUCUCAAGCACAAUAGAAAGAAAGAAACGCUGAUGUACAGGUAAGUAAGCUGGGCUGAAUUGAGUGGGGGACGGAGGGGGGUGAUGCUGGGUUGCCAGAAUCACCGUCGAGCCCUCUUGAGGUGUUGUGUGCUAGUCAACAAAACACAGAGGAAAGUGCCCACUUGAAGACCCCAGAGAAGUACCCUACUUAGCUCAAUCCAGACGGUUGUCAUGCUGAUGCGCUGGGGAGACCGUACAGUGGUUGAUCCCCGGAGCCAGCAUCGCAGCUGUUGUGUGUGCUGAUGCGCUGGGGAGGCAAAAUAAGCUGAUCCCUGGAGCCAGCAUUACACUUCAGCCAUCAACACCAGGCAGAAGGAUAUCUACAUCAUCAGAUGGAAGGAAACGCAAAUGGAUGGAGAUGCAGAUGGAUCACAUUAGUUUACUGUAAAGCUAUGUCUUAGUUGGUGCUUAUCUUGGCGAGAGCCGAGUUCAAAUCAGCAUGAAGUUUUAACAUCUACUCUCAUAUAAUGGAAAUCAUUUGCACUUGCACUUCCUGGGCCAUGUCAUCUGGGUCAAAGCAUGUGAGUCAGUGGGGGAGGCAGCUGAUUGGUUAAUGACAGGAAAUAAGCCCCUGAAGGGAUGGGGAAAAUUUCACCCUCCAGUUAAAAUGACCCAGGAAGUACAAGACAGUCUAAAAGCAUGGCUUGCAAACAGAGAUUUCUUUAACUUAGUGCAGUACCAGAUAUCAUGUUUUAAAAUUAAAAUAAUGUGUUUCUUUCAAAACUGCACCAUUUCAGACCUAUCUAAUGAACAGAUGCGCAAUUACUUUAACUAUAAGAGAUUUUACAAACACUCUUAAACAGAGAGUGUUCAGUAUCACUGCAUGCUAUUCACAUGUACUGUUUUAACCCAAGCAUCUCCAACACCACACUAGAGGUGUCCUUCUAUGUUACAAAGAUCACAACAAUAACAGGAGUAUGUUUUUAAAUAAUCUUCUAAAGUUCCUUUUAGCACUUUUUAAUGCACUUUUCUAUAUGCACUUUUUUUCUAUUGACUGUUGCAGUGAAGAUAAUGAAUUAUUGAUCCAAUAUUAGAGAAAUUCCACUUCUCACAAAGAUUGCGGGGUCUAAUCCAUUGAUAUGAACAGUGGGGACCUAAAUACAGCCAGGGUUUAAACAUUAGGAACAACCUGUGAUUUUGCUGACUUUUAAAGACAAAAAUACAGAUGUUAGUUUUCCCUUUCUUUUACUGAUAUUCAGCUAGUUUCUCUGUCCCUGAUUUGCACUAAUAUUUUUACUUUUAUAAUUUUUAGAUGUGUCUGGGAAGCUCUUUUUUUUUGUAUCUCGGGCGCUGCCAUUUUAAAAUCUGUUGCCGUUUUUGCACACAGGGUCAUGUUCAUACAGUGUUACUCUUAUAAAAGUGUCCCAUAUCUAAAGCACUGCUUGUAAUAAAGCACAGUGAAAGCAUGGUUUGUAAAGCUCAGAGAGGUAUGGUAAAGAAUAUUAAACGAGAGAAUGGCGAAAUCACUGUGCAAACUUAUCGCAGUGAACUUUUCUACGGGUUGAGAAUAAAGCAUGGUAGAAACUCAAUAUGGUCUAGUUAAUGCCAUGAUCUGGGUUUCUCUGUAAUCUUGUAUAAGAAUAAUACAUAGAACUGCCAACCAGCUUUACAGAUAGCCUGCAUGUGCUUGGUUCUGUGCUGUACAGAUUCUUAAUUGUUUCUAACUUUUAAACAAACAAGCACUUUUUUAACCUUUGUAUUGUAAAAGUCACUGAAACUGAUAAAGAGUCAAUCGGCAUGUCUGUUUUUUUCUUCUUGGGGCAACUCCACAGUGAAUGAGCAGCAGACUGUGGAAUAGGAACUUUAAACAAUACUAUUAAACUCAUUGAAUUUAGAAAAACUAAAAGAACCUUAAGAAAUUCAACGAGAACGUUUCAACUUUUUCAGCAGCUUUUCAUGUUCCAAUUCAGCAAUAACACUAACAGCUGCUUCUCAACAGUGACUUGUUCAGAGACUAUGAAGCAUUUAGAAACACUGGGACAUAUUUUCAAAGUGUUGCCUCCUGUCUUUUAAUUAACUCCUAUUUUAUGGAAGGACAUAAAAACAUGUCAAUAUUACAAAAUGAGUAACAAACCCUGUGAGGAUGCUAAGAGAACGUGGGGUAUAGCACUUAGUCGUUUGGGUCUAGUUUUGUAAAAUGAAUAAACAUUAUGAAAAUAUGUCCCGUUAUUUGUGAAAGGCACUGUACAGAGAGGAUACACGGUGGUUCCAAGUGGGUAACGAGGGAGUGAGGAAAGACAAACUCACAGGGACAAAGUCCAAAUGGAUUAUUUGAGUUACCCACGAAGAACCAUUUCUGUUCAUCCCGUGCAGAAUUAACCCUUUUACUCCUGAGGAAUGAUUACAUUAAACCGUCAUUUUAAUAAUUAGUAAAGAUCCAGCAGUCAGUAGCAAUAUUGCGUAUAAUGUUUAUGUAACUUAUAUUUAUACAAUGCUUGUGGGUGUUCAAAAGCAUAUUUAUUCAUUUAUUUCAUGUUUCAGUGGCCAGCUUGUAACAGUGUUACACCACAGUAACAGCUGUGCCAAGCUUUGAAUUGUAAAACAAAAAAAAACUAAUGAUUUCGAGGAUGGAAAUAAGACUCCUGAAGCAUAGCGGUUGUAUCCAUUCCUGGUUUUAUUAGGAGUCCAAUGAGACACACCUGAGCUUGAUACCAAUGCUUGAUUAAGCUUGCAGUAAAACCUGGAAUGGGUGAAACUACUAUGCAAUAGCAGUCUUAUUUCCAUCCCCGGACUUCAUUAAAUCUGUCAUAAGGAGUAGGUUAAUUGCACACAAGAUGAACAGAAAACACCAUGCUUUUUUUGCGGGCAAUUAAAAAAUAAUCAAAUUGAA